Saccostrea echinata is the source of this 5296-nucleotide messenger RNA. Its product is annotated as arf-GAP with coiled-coil, ANK repeat and PH domain-containing protein 2-like. Gene Ontology annotation, cellular component: cytoplasm. The transcript has 26 exons. The coding region runs from base 150 to 2567 and encodes 805 amino acids. Gene Ontology annotation, molecular function: protein binding; GTPase activator activity. The record is from RefSeq and is a predicted model, not a curated record. NCBI's taxonomy places the organism in Eukaryota, Metazoa, Mollusca, Bivalvia, Ostreida, Ostreidae.
UCGUGCAACUCGAAGCGUCCCCUAGCGAAAUAACGGGUCAUUAACAUGGAAGUAGGAGGCAAGUCAUCUGCCAAAAAAAUGUAAACAUUGUAGUUUUUUCAGCAAUUUUGGGAUCAUGUGAGCUGAGUUGAGCAAGAAAAUAAACAAACAUGAAGCCGACAAUAGAUUUUAAAGAGUGCCUGAAAGAUUCUCCGAAAUUUCGGGCCUCCUUGGAGUCUGCAGAAAAUGACAUUGAUGUCCUAGAAGCCAGACUAGAAAGACUUGUGAAAUUAUGUUCGUUGAUGAUAGAGACCGGGAAAUCAUUCAAACGUGCCAGUAGUGAUUUUGUUACUGGUGUGCGAGAUUUGGCAGCAUAUUUUAAAGAUGACAGCAUGAUGUCGGAUGAUACAAUGGUAUCAAACUGUUUGAAUAAAUUUGCCCAUGAAAUGGGAGAGAUGCUAAAGUUCUUUAAUAUUUUAAUGGACCAAGCUAAUAGAUCUGUUUGUAAAAAUCUCAACAAUUUUGUGAAGCAAGACAUAAAACAAGUAAAGGACUCCCAGAAAGACUUUGAGAAGGCCAGUACAGAGUUAGACAAUGCCAUCAAUAGGAACGCCAGCAUACCACGGACAAAACCACAGGAAUGUGAAGAAGCUGCCACCAUGCUGAAGGCAAAGAAGUCCUGUUUUGCUCACACAGCUGUAGACCAUGUAUUUCAGAUUAACAUAUUAAAUUCAAAGAAAAGAUAUGAAAUUUUAGAAACAAUGUUGUCAUUUAUGCGUGCUCAAAGCACAUUCUUUCAUCAAGGUCAUGACUUAUUUCAGGAGUUUGAACCAGAGAUGAAAAAUGUCGCCUCCCAGGUGGAUGUUCUUAGUGCCAAAGCUAGUCAAGAGAAGAAAGAAAUGGAGGAGAGGCAUUCACUGGUGCAAAAUAAGGACCCUUCAGAUGUAGAAAAAGAGGGUUCACCAAUGGAGGGUUAUUUGCUCAAGAGGACCAGUAAAGGCUUUAAAUCCUGGGUCAGGAGGUGGUUCAGUAUAGAGAAUAGUCAGUUAUUAUACAUGAAGCGGGGAUCACGAGAAUACUCAAUAAUGGAGGAGGACAUCAGACUAUGUACAGUCAAACUGGUGUAUGAGACAGAUCGAAGGUUCUGUUUUGAGGUGCUUUCUCCCACAAGAUCUCACAUGUUACAAGCUGAAUCUGAUCAGAACCUUCAGUUUUGGCUAAACAAUAUCCAGACAGCCAUUACAAAGGCCUACAAAGCUAUGGAACAUAGGAGUCACUCGCUGGACACAGAUGAGCCAGUUCAGGGGAAUUCUUCUGCUCCUUCUAGUCCAAAUAUGACAUCCACCCCUGACUCUCAGCAAAGACAGCCCAGCAAAGCUCAACAAAGGAUGGACCAGUUAACUGCUAUCCCAGGAAACAGCCAUUGUUGUGACUGUGGGUCACCAGAACCACGGUGGGCCUCCAUCAAUCUCGGGGCCACUUUAUGUAUCGAGUGCUCAGGCAUCCAUAGGAGUUUUGGUGUUCACAUGUCAAAAGUGCGCUCCAUUACCCUAGAUUCAUGGGAUCCAGAGCUCCUGAAAGUCAUGGCAGAAUUAGGGAAUGAUAAUGUAAACAGAAUCUAUGAAGCUAAUUUGAAUGAUGCAGUGGCAGUAAAGGCCACACCCGAAUGUAAUAGAUCAAUCCGAGAAUCAUUUAUACGUGCAAAAUACUUAGACAAGGCAUUUGUAAGCAAAUUACCAGGACCAAAAUCCUCAAAUAAGGUUAAAGGUUGGAGUGUCAGGCGGAAACCAAAACGGUCACCCUCGCGAGAUGUUGCAAACUCUCACGAUAACUCGGAGGAGGAGUCUGAUCUCACCAGUGGAAUCAUGGAAGCCCCUGUAGAGGGAGCUGUUUUAUCUGUAUCCAAUAACAGUGGCCGAGAUACUGACAGUGGGCUGGGUGUCAGUGCUGACGUUAUUGUGUUUGGAAAGGAUAUAGAAAAUAUUGGAAGAAGCAUUGAACUCGAGAGUUCAGAAGGUUCAGAUUUAGAAGAUGGAGAUGACACAACUUCUACUACUUCAUGGGAGGACAUGAGUAAACUGGAUCCUAAUCUGCUGUUGUACAAGGCAGUUCAGGCCCGCAAUCUCCCGGUCAUGUUAGAGGCCCUGGCCAACAAAGCAGACCCUAACUGGGUCAACCAGGAUGAGGAGGGAAAGACACCCCUUAUGAAAGCUGUAGACACUGGUUCGUUAACAAUAACUGAGUUUCUGCUGUUGAAUGGUGCUAAAGUUGAUCGCAAAGACAAGCUAGGGAGAACCCCUCUGCACCAUGCCACCAUCAAAGGACACACAGGACAAGUGUGUCAAUUCCUUAAGAGAGGAGCAGAUUUACAUGCUAAAGAUGGCAGUGGACAGGACCCUCUAGAGAUAGCAGUCAGUGCUGCCAAUGCUGAUAUUGUAACAUUAUUGAGAUUAGCAAAGUUGAAUGAGGACAUGAAAGAGGAUGGGGGAAAUCCAGGAGAUGAAACAUUUAAUGAUGUAUUCAAAGACUUCACCCAUAUGGCAUCGGAAAAUCCAGAGAAAUUAAAGCGCAAGGAUAACGUAGAGUAACAAGACUUGUACAACCCCCUACUGACCAGUAUGGGGAUAAUUACCACCCUCCCUGACCAUCCUGUGGGGCAGCAACAGUCCAUAUUGUGUUCUGUUUACAUUUCCAGCAGUUAGAAACAUCUCUGUUAUUGUAUAUCGCCAUUUGUUAUUGACAAAUCUUAAGAGAUGAUAUUUGCAUUGCUUACCGGUAUAUCUCUUUUUUAUAUUAAAGAUGUACAUAUUUUUCAGCAUAUAUUUAUUGCUAGCUAUGCUUAAAGGGCUUCUUGCUUCUUUCCUUGCAUAAGUUCCGUAACACAGUUGAACAAAUGUAAUACAUUGUACAUGCUGCAUUUUUGUUUUGUGUUUGUUUUUUAUUUUAGUCUCUACAGGAAAUGUCUUAUUUUGAGAUGAGCUACAUACAUGUAUACCUUUAAUCAUUAUCAAUCAGAUAUCUGUAUAACAGUUUUUGUUUUCUAUAGGUUUUAUGAAUGUUUGUCAGUUUGCCUUGGCAUUCAUGUAAGAAAAUGUGUAUUAUUAUUUUUGUUAAACAUAUUAUUUCACUCAUUUGUAUAACAUAUAAAAUGCAGAAUUCUUCAGAAAUUUGCAGAUACCACACUCCAGCAUUUACCUGUAUAAUACUAUUUCAGUAACAAAAUGUAUUACCCUCCAAAAAUAGUGGGGUGUCUACAUUUGUAUCCCUUAACCAUCAUAAUGAAUCAAUUUUUUUUUUAUAUAUACAUUUUUAUAGGAUAUUGUAUUAAAGUAUGUGGUGCAUUAUGUACAAUCGACGGUGUCUCAGACUUCUGUUUUUUUUUUUUUGUAUUUCUUUCUGAUCAGUUUUACCAUGAGAAAAUUCCUGGUUAUUUGUAGAAUACCCUAACCAGCUUUUUCUGAUCAAAUUUUCUAUUAUACAUCUGUUUGUCAUCUGUCUGUUAACCUUUCACAUUUUGGAUUUCUCCAGACUCGCUGGCCAUUUUUUUUUUUUUUUUGUUUUAGAAAAUAUUACUCAAAACACCCAUGGGGACCUCUUUCCAAGGGAAGAUAAAUAAUUAAUAGUAGAGACAGGAUGGUGUCAUUUUAAAUUCAUCUUCUAAAGAGCCAAUCCAAAAAAAAAAAAAAAAAAAUUAAACCACCCUUAAAGAGUUUAAAUUCAUGUUUUUAAAAAUCAUGGCUGGAACUAGGAUGUGCCAAAAUAGGAAAACUUUUUUCUUGUGAAGAACUGAAUAGCUGCAGCUAUUACAAUCAUCAUACAAUCAUCCUUGAUAGUUUUUAUAAUACAGAUUCAAAUUUACUCAAAUUAUGGUCCCCAAGAUUAGGGUUUGUCCUUAAUACAGGGGCAAAGUUUUACAAGGAAAUAUAUACACAUGUAUGUAAUUUCUUGUUGUUGAGAUUAAUUUUGGGGCAGUUAUUAUAAAUAUAGAAAUAUAAAAUAAAAAGAAUCUUGAAAUAGAUACAGCAAUUAAUUAAAUAAUCAUCAACUGAUAUCGUCAUGUUCUUCUAGUAUCAUAAUCCUCAGGACAAGUGUGGGGUUACCAUGGCUACAGUAAGGGGUCAAAGAUUUGCACAGAAAUAUGUAGACUUCCAGUAAAGCAACAAAAUUACAGUGUAAAAUUUUUAUAUCAAGCUUCAGUAUACUGUGAUUGGAAAUUGUAGGUCGGGGACUGUAAGAGUAUGUCCACUUUAGUGGGUUUCAGUUACGUAUUAUUUGUCAGAGAGAGAAAUAUGGCUCAGGUGAGCAUAGUGGCAUCUGGGUCUCUAGUUGCUAACCUUCCUUGUUGAUGUGCAAUAUAUAGAUACACUGACUUAUCCGUGUGUGUACUAGUGAUAUGUGAGUCCCAGAGACUUGGAGAAUUUGUAUGUGUGUGUGAAAACAGAUCUUAUUUUUCCAUUUAGAAGUGCCAUGAUAUUUAUAGGAGCACAGGUACUAGGGCAAUGUAGAUGAUAUCAUAUCAGUGCACAUGUUCUGUCAUUUCUACAAGUUUUUACAAUUUUUUUAUUUCUUACUGUUGUGUAGAAACUAGAAAGGAUGCUGUACAUUAAAAUUACUUGUAGAUUUUUCCCCACAAAGCUGAUAUAAGUUAAACCAAGAAAGUAAUCUAAACUCACAAAUAAUGAAGAGUUUUAUAUCAGUUAUACCAGAAAAAAAAAAUGGAAUUGGCUGUUGAUUAUUUUAGGCCAUAUAAACUCCUGAAGGUAGAAAUUUAAGAAUUAACUGAAAUUGGCUUUUAUUUUGGAAUUGAAUAUGGAAUUGGUAGAUUAAUUAAAUAAUUUACAGUUCAGUACAAUAUAUAAGGUGUGUCUCAUCGGCUUUAGUGGAAUCAACUUUCCUGUUGAAAUAAUAAUGGUCAAUAAUAGUGCAGUUACCGUAGCUUUACAUUUACAACAUAUGCCAUGAUAAAUGUCAGUUUGUUUUUGUUCAAAUCUAAUUUAUUUUAUAUAACACAUUUCCUAGAACAAUUUUAGCUCAAGACUGCUUUUCAAUACUUUAUUGACUUUGGUAUGAUGAAGAAAAGUGGAAUGAUGUCAAAUUACUCCACAUAUUAAGGUUUUUUGCAUUGAAAAAAGGUUAUUGCUCAUCCAGUUUGUGAUGGUAGUAAAUGGAGAUUUGUGUGUGUGUCUAGAUCUGUUUCUUAGUGGUGUGUUACUUUUCUACAAAUGUCUAGUCAUUUAAUUAGCUUCGCUGAUAUCACAAAGUGUAUGUCACACAUUUCCCUCUCUUUGAAACAAAUAAACCAUAUAAGCUUCCAAAA